This is a messenger RNA of Stomoxys calcitrans (stable fly), 552 nucleotides long. RefSeq lists its product as uncharacterized. Bases 1 to 552 code for a protein of 183 amino acids. The transcript has 3 exons. NCBI's taxonomy places the organism in Eukaryota, Metazoa, Arthropoda, Insecta, Diptera, Muscidae. The record is from RefSeq and is a predicted model, not a curated record.
AUGAUUAGCGGCAGUUUCACAUUCGGAAUUGUGGUAUUUUUUGCCUUCCCUAUUUUUCAACUGGGGGCAAAGUCCAUUUUCAAAUUCACCAACAUCAAGUGUCAAGAUCAUGAUCUCAACUUUUCUCGCUCCGAAGUUUGUCGCCUCAAGGUGAUAGGGCGUGGCCUGGUCUCCCUCAAUGUCCGAGUUGGAUUGUACAAAACUCCGGUGACAAAUGUAACGCUCAAUAUGGGAUUUUACAAAAAGGCCAAUGGGUUUAAGCCCUUUCUGUACAACUAUACAGUGGACUUUUGUGACUUUGUACGAAAUCGUAAAAGAUAUCCUGUGGUAAAAGUCAUAUUUGAUAUUUUCCUUUCUGCCUCCAAUAUAAAUCACACCUGUCCCUAUGAUCAUGCCAUUGUGGUGGAUAACCUGGUGUUGGAUGAAGGCAAAUUUCAGUAUUUACCAAUUCCCGAAGGUGAAUACAUGCUAAAACUGAGAGUGUUUGCUUACAAUGAUUUGAAGGCCACCGUGGAGGCUUACUAUUAUCGCAAGAUGUCGUUUUCAUUGUGA